Trichoplax adhaerens is the source of this 1152-nucleotide messenger RNA. RefSeq lists its product as uncharacterized. The record is from RefSeq and is a predicted model, not a curated record. Gene Ontology annotation, cellular component: cytoplasm; nucleus. Gene Ontology annotation, molecular function: FAD binding; DNA binding. NCBI's taxonomy places the organism in Eukaryota, Metazoa, Placozoa, Uniplacotomia, Trichoplacea, Trichoplacidae. Gene Ontology annotation, biological process: circadian regulation of gene expression; entrainment of circadian clock by photoperiod. The annotation marks the transcript as partial. The transcript has a single exon.
AUGUCAUCAAAGAUACCUUGCACGCUGGUGUGGUUACGCCGAGAUUUAAGACUCAUUGAUAAUCCUGCAUUAUUUCAUGCUGCAAAACGUGGUCAACUUAUUACUGUUUACAUUUUCGAUGAAGAUUGCUCUGGCAGGAGGAAAACAGGCCAAGCUUGUUUAUGGUGGCUGUAUCAUAGCUUGAAAUCAUUGCAUAAUCAACUAAGCCAAUGGAACAUUCCUCUUAUUAUGAAAAGCGGUAAUGAUGCAUUUACUAUUUUAAAGGAAUUGCUCGAUAGUUAUAACGCCGAUACAAUUUAUUGGAAUCGUUGUUAUGAACCAUUUGAAUAUAAUCGAGAUUGCUCCAUAGAAGAAAAAUUAAAAAUGGAAAACGUUACCGUUGAAACCUAUCAAGAUAGAGUAUUAUUCGAACCAUGGACAAUCAAGACAGCCAAAGGAGGACCUGUACAGAUAUAUAUUCACUUCUGGAAUCAGUGCUUGUCACUGCCACAACCUCGCAAACCUUACGACAAACCUAAAUUUAAGAAUCAAACUGGGUGCCAAAGUAAAUGCGAUGAGCCAGCAGUGUGGCAACGAUUGGCCAAAUUAUCACAGGAUAUGCCAAUGAAAUUACAAGAUUUCUGGCAUCCAGGCGAGGAGCAAGCAAUUUCAAAACUAAAAUCCUUUAUUAAAAAUUCAUUAAAUGCUUAUGCAGAAAAGAGUCAAUGCCUGCGGUUAAAUACAACAUCCAAUUUAUCACCUUACUUACAUUUCGGUGAGAUUAGCCCUUUCACUGUCUGGCAUAGUGUUCGUCACGCAUCCUCCUCUGCAGAGCCACCUGCAGUCAAAUCAGAAAGCUUAAAACAAUAUCUUCGUUCGCUAGGAUGGAGAGAAUACACAUGCCACUUACUAUUUCAUUACCCUGAUUUACCUCAGAAAUGUUUUCGAUCCAGUUUUGAGCAAUUAAAACUACAAGUCGAUCCAGUCAAAUUGCAAUCAUGGCAGCAAGGUAACACCGGUUAUCCAGUUGUUGAUGCUGGCAUGCGCCAACUCUCAGUGGCAGGUAUCAUGCCGAAUCGUCUUCGAAUGAUUGUGGCGUCAUUUUUAAUUAAGCACUUAUUAGUCCCAUGGCAAAAAGGAGAAGAAUGGUUCUGGAGCAAAUUAAUUGAUGCU